Spodoptera littoralis (African cotton leafworm) is the source of this 1239-nucleotide messenger RNA. The record is from the annotation of a GenBank genome assembly. NCBI's taxonomy places the organism in Eukaryota, Metazoa, Arthropoda, Insecta, Lepidoptera, Noctuidae.
AUGUGUUCGAUAGCACGUACCCGAAUUCUGCUUGCUCCAAAAGUAAUUGCUCCCAAGCAAAUAAUUCCAGGAGCAGUUUCCUUGCGGUGGUUUAGUAACGAACCUAAGGCGACAAAGACACCGUUAUUCAAUUUGCAUACGAAAUAUGGAGGAAGAGUGGUUGAUUUCGCCGGAUUCCUCCUCCCAGUGCAAUAUUCGGAUUUAAGUUUAUCCGAGUCCCACUUGUUUACAAGAAAAAGUGCCUCAAUUUUUGAUGUGUCUCACAUGCUGCAGACCAACGUUCGUGGCAAGGAUUGCAUAUCUUGGUUCGAGUCUAUUUGUCCAGUCGAUCUAAAGGGCAUGAAAGAUGGCUCCAGUUCUCUCACCGUGUUUUUGAACGACAAAGGUGGAAUUAUAGACGACUUGAUUGUUACAAAAGUGAAUGCAGAAACUUUGUAUGUUGUCUCCAACGCUGGGCGAAUGAAGGAGGACAAGAAGCAUAUGAGAGAAACAUCCGAGUUAUUCAGGAAGAAAGGUAAUGACGUGAAUGUAGAAUUCUGGGAGACUAGCCAGAGAGCUUUGAUUGCAUUGCAAGGUCCUAAAGCAGUGGCAGUGCUGCAGACCCUUACGGAUAUUAAGCUGGAAGACUUAACGUUUAUGACAUCUAGAAUGGGCAAAGUAGCCGGAGUAGAGUGUCGUGUAACCCGCUGUGGGUAUACAGGGGAAGACGGUGUGGAAAUAUCAAUACCCGCUGCCGAUGCAGAACACGUCACAGAAGCAUUAUUACAAUCCAGCGAUGUGAAACUUGCGGGCCUCGGAGCGAGGGACUCGUUGCGUCUUGAAGCUGGACUAUGCCUUUACGGCAACGACAUCGAUGAAAGUGUUACACCCGUCGAAGCAAAUUUAACGUGGCUUAUCGCCAAACGCAGACGCACCGAUGACAACUUCCCAGGAUCGUCAAUCAUACUGCGUCAGAUAAAGGAAGGCGUAGCUAAAAGACGUGUGGGAAUCAGGAUGGAAACUGGUCCACCAGCAAGGAAAAACGCGGUGUUGAAAGAUGCUAAAACUUCAGAAACCGUUGGUACUGUAACUAGUGGCUGUCCUGCCCCAUCACUUGGAGUUAACGUUGCGAUGGGCUACGUCAGCGAGUCUCUGAAGAAGGCAGGCACGGAGCUCUUAGUAAACAUUAGAGGGAAAGACAUUCCCUGCGUCGUCGCUAAAAUGCCUUUUAUCCCUUCAAAGUACUACAUAAAAAAAUAA